Molecule: messenger RNA, 3962 nt
Organism: Formica exsecta
Lineage: Eukaryota; Metazoa; Arthropoda; Insecta; Hymenoptera; Formicidae
Gene: swm
Product: RNA-binding protein 26
Exons: 10
Coding region: 215-3118 (967 amino acids)
Biological process (GO): mRNA processing
Cellular component (GO): nucleus
Molecular function (GO): metal ion binding; RNA binding
Source: RefSeq, a predicted model, not a curated record
CCAAAGCGAACGCAUGCUAAAUCCACGACGGGGCAGCAGCUGUUUCUCUGACUUCUAGUUGCUUGUAACUGUUACAUGUAUAACAGCGACUGAUUUCCAGAAUGGCGACCGUCUUUACUUAAGAGAGAGUACUUAUUGUCGCUCUUAAAAGUCGUGUAAUUGACGAGCGUUUAUGAAGUUAUCUAUGCGCCCUUAACACGGUAAAACGCUGAAAAUGAUAAUCGACAAUCCUGAUCAAUUCAAGGCGUGGCUCACCGCUGUUCUGGAGCCGCUGUGCGACGCAGAUCCUGCUGCUCUGGCUAAAUAUGUCUAUGCAUUGGUUAAGAAAGACAAGACUUUGGAAGAAUUACGUGGCGGUAUGGUUGAGCAAUUGGAUGUAUUUCUGCAGCAAGAAACCAAAAGCUUUGUGGAAUUGCUCUUUAAAACAUUGGAGACUCAAGAGUAUAUACUCCCACCCUCCAAGAAUGAUCCAGAUGGUGGUGGGACACCACCUGGCGUAAACCCACCAGCACCAGUUGUAAAUCCACCCUCAACAGAGAAAAUACUGGAGACAACAAUUCCACUAGUAUCUAUAAUUACAAAUCCACCUGUUCCGCUUCAAAUCAAUGGAUCCGCGCCUGCUGUAGUUAAUAAACGCGAGAUUAAAAAAUCUGAUUCAGACAAAGAUAAAGAGAAAGGAAAACGUUCUCGAAGCAGAAGUGGCAGAAUGAGAUCAAGAACACGAUCACGUUCACGAUCCUGGGAAAGGGACAGACGCAGAUCCAGGAGUAGAGAACACCUUCGACGCGAUAGAGAAAGAGAUAGAAGUCGACCAUGGAGAAAUGAAUCCCCACCUCUUAAUACUAGAAGACAUGACCGCAGACGUACUAGAAGUCGCAGUACAUCACCAAUACGACCUAGGAUACGCGACGGUCCAGACGGUCGCGAUCAUCGAGCAAGGUUCAGAAACAGAUCUCCAACUCCGCUUCGAUCUCGAUCACGUUCUAGAUCAAUAGAACGGAAAAAGAUGGAUCGUUUCGAGAGAAUGGAGAUAGAUAGAACAGAUCGAAUCGAGGCAAGUCCUGGUGGUGGUACUCCGACUCAAGAUAGUAAUCAUGGAGAUGUAGACAUGAGGCUAUCUACAACUAGUCAAUCAAUACAAAGUGUUGUCUCUGUUGCGAGUAAUAUUCCAAAUAACCAAACAGGUUCUUUUCAACAACAAACAAAAAGACGUUGCAGAGAUUUCGACGAAAAAGGAUAUUGCAUGAGGGGAGAUCUUUGUCCUUAUGAUCAUGGGACAGACCCAGUUGUGUUGGAAGAUGUGGGAUUAAGUGGAGUUUUGACUUUUGCACCACAUGGCCCUCAAGCUCCAGGAGCAGUCCCAGUGGCUACAGUACCAGAACCACCACAGGGUCCUAAUGGUAAUCCACCACCGCCGCAUCUUCCUCUUGCCAGUUUACCACCACCUCACUUAAGAAAUCACCAUUCUAAUAUGGACGCUUUUGCAGAAUAUAAUCCGGAUGCGCCCAGCAUGGAGCCACGCAUGCCGUGGGGUAGACACCCACAACCCGCACCUGGGAUUUAUGGUAGGGGGCAAAGAGAACUGAUCAGUGUACCAGUUAUUCCCCAUACAAAUUCGUCAGAAAUAACUCAUACCCAAAGCAAUCCGCUAAAACGUAAACAAUCGUUUGAUUUUAAUCGUCUGGGACCGAAACAGAGAGUGGUGCAUAACCCGGCCAAUUGUUCUCUCGAACUGAAAAAGGUUCCACGAACCCUUAACAAUAUAACUCAAUUGAAUAAUCAUUUUUCCAAAUUUGGUAAAAUUGUAAAUAUCCAAGUUAAUUUUGGUGGUGAUCCUGAAGCAGCAUUGGUUACUUUUCUGCUACCAUCUGAAGCGAAGGCCGCUUACAGAAGCACAGAGGCUGUAUUGAAUAAUAGAUUUAUUAAAGUAUUUUGGCACAAUAACGUCAAUAAUAACGCGGCUGGUGGAGCUAUCGAAAACGUGCCACCGGGAUGCCGCCCUUCUGUGAAAGAGAGAUUAGGCGCCGCUGUAACAUUACCGGCAAAGGCUGAGGAUAACGAAUAUGUUCCCACGCGUCGUUCGACCGAGGAACAAGUCACGCAGACCUUAGUUCCAACUUCGCCUAAAGCUGUCGUCGUUCCUACUCGAGAAGACAAGGUUCUCGCGAUAAAGAAAACGCAAGAGAUGUUAGCGGCGAAGGAAACAUUAAAGAAGAAGCAAGAAGAGAAGCGGAAGGAGGCAAUCAAAUUGACCGCCGAUUUACGCAAAAGGAAACAAGAGUUAUUAGACAAGCAUCUGAUUGAGUUGCGCGCCUUGAUCGACAAGGCCGAAAAGAAUCCAGAACAAAAAGAUUCCAUAAUGCCAACAAUAAAGGCUAUGCAGCAAUCGGUUGAUAAUAUACGCAAGGACCUAGCUGCGAACGGUCAAAUCGGUAAUAAGUCGCAGGUAAAAUCUAGAGAGCAGACUCAAAAGGAGAUACUGGACGCUGAGUUAGAUUUAAUGACCGCGCAACAAGAGGGUCAAGAUGCCGGCGAAUUGCAAAAGAGAUUAAAUGAGCUUCGAGCCCAAGCGGCCGCGUUGGGUUUAAACGCUAAUCCCACUGUCGGUAGAGGCGCGAGAACUUCUAAUCGAGUUACGCGCGGCACCCACACGUUAUCUUACAGAGGCCGUGGCAGAGGAAGUUUUGCCCACGUCUCGGUAGAUCAUCGGCCAACGAGUCUUCUAGUCUCCGGUUACGAAACCGAGGAAAAGGCGGAGGUUUUGGCGCAUUUUCAACAAUUUGGUGAAAUAAUGAAUCAAAUAGUAGACGAUGCAACUCCUUCAAUCGUGAUCAAUUUUAAAUCGAGAAAGGAGGCUGAGGUUGCUCUAGUGAAAGGACGCACAUUUCAAGACAGACUGUUGUCAAUAACUUGGGUGUCUGGUCACCAUUUGCAUCGUGGAGGAGCUGGUAGUAACUCAAACACAUCUGUACAACUCUCGUCACGUUCUGAACAGACUGCUCCUGUCACAGACGAAGAUAUCGAUUUGGAAGGUACGGCAGAGGCGCUGCUUCUAGAGGAAAACGAGAACGAAGAAGAAGAGGAUGAGGAUGGGGAGUCGCGCAGUUGGCGGCGAUAGCAGCGUCAGCGUCAGGAUAGGAGCCGCUUGUGACAGGAGCUUGGUGUCAAACGUAACGACAGCGUGAUCAUCCGGGCCGGCCGUAUGCGUCCCGGCACUUACGCCUACAUUGCUGCACCGCCGUUUGAUGCAUUCAUUGCCAUGAUGAUUUUCACGAAGAAAUCGGAUUAUGUCGUGCUCAUCAGCGUUAUCAUGAAUGUUACACUAUUUGUUAAUAUUAUUGAAUAUACUAUACAUGCGCACCGACAAUGGUACGAUAUUGUACCAUAUUGAAUAUGGCGCGUCACGAAUAGAGAAAAAAAAAAGAAAAAGAAAAACUGCAGAACUUUCCAAAACAAGAGUAAUAAUCGAAAUUUAUCCCCAUCAUUUGUAGAAUAAAAUCGCUAUGUUUUAUAUGGGAAAAAAAGAAACACCUUAUUCUAACUUUCAAGUCCUCUUCUUCUAUAUGUAGAAACUCAAACCGUGCGUUUCCUAGCUCUUGUUGUUUUAAAGGCUCGUUAGAUAAACAUUAGGAUAAGUAGGAGCUUGUAAUUUCGAGAAUAUUCAGGUUUUUUCACUCGAAGAAUGAGUAAACUAUAUUUGUAACUUGUACAAUACGAAGGUAUGAUAGGUACUCGCGAUUAUACUAUAUUGUAUUACUCAAUGAUAAGUCAUAACACACUUCAUUCGAUUGGCUGUUGACUUUUAUCUCUAUUGUAUCUAUUUAAAACGGUUCUUGUAAUAAUGCAAAGUAUAAUGUAUCAUUCUUAUUGUUUCUUUUUAAAAGAUGUCAAUGAAUUAGAUUGCUGAAAAUCAUACAAUGUGAUACUUCGCGCAUCAUUUACAUAAAUUCUUUCAAUCCAGA